Lactuca sativa (garden lettuce) is the source of this 795-nucleotide messenger RNA. Its product is annotated as small ribosomal subunit protein eS10z. The record is from RefSeq and is a predicted model, not a curated record. Lineage: Eukaryota; Viridiplantae; Streptophyta; Magnoliopsida; Asterales; Asteraceae. Gene Ontology annotation, molecular function: structural constituent of ribosome; RNA binding. Gene Ontology annotation, cellular component: cytosolic small ribosomal subunit.
UGGCAACAAGUCUAUCCACAAAAACGCUUACUAUCUAUUCUAGGGUUUUAUCGACAAACACAAGAACCCUCCCUCCCGUCUACCAAUCUCGAAGUGAAGCAGCAGCCAUGAUUAUCCCUGAGAAGAAUCGUAGAGCGAUAUCCAAAUACCUCUUCCAAGAGGGAGUAUGCUAUGCAAAGAAGGAUUACAAUUUGGCUAAGCAUCCAGAUAUCGAUGUGCCAAAUUUGCAGGUGAUUAAGCUAAUGCAAAGCUUCAAAUCGAAGGAAUACGUGCGUGAGACAUUUGCCUGGAUGCAUUACUAUUGGUAUCUCACUAAUGACGGGAUCGAGUUCUUGAGGACUUACCUGAACCUUCCAUCUGAUAUUGUACCUGCUACUCUCAAGAAGUCAGCCAAGCCCCUCGGCCGUCCCAUGGGCGGACCUCCCGGCGAUCGUCCACGUGGGCCACCGAGAUUUGAAGGGGACAGACCGAGAUUCGGUGAUAGGGAUGGAUACCGUGGUGGUCCUAGAGGACCUCCUGGGGAAUUUGGCGGCGAGAAGGGUGGAGCUCCGGCGGAUUACCAGCCUGCUUUUAACAGGGGUGAUGGUGGGAGACCCAGCUUUGGUCGUGGAGGUGGUGGUUAUGGUGGUGGUGCUGGUGCACCACCAAGCUCAAGUUUCUCCUAAACCUUUUAUUAGUUCCAGACUCUUAUUUAAAUUUGAGGUUUUCUGUUUUAUGGUUUUUUCUUUGUGAUAUUAUUGGAAUAUUGUUACUACCUUUUUGUCUAGAUAUGAAUGCCAUUUUGCUUUCAUGAUA